This is a messenger RNA of Eublepharis macularius, 2030 nucleotides long. RefSeq names its product glutamic-oxaloacetic transaminase 1 (gene GOT1). Gene Ontology annotation, cellular component: cytosol. The transcript has 9 exons. Gene Ontology annotation, molecular function: L-aspartate:2-oxoglutarate transaminase activity; pyridoxal phosphate binding. NCBI's taxonomy places the organism in Eukaryota, Metazoa, Chordata, Lepidosauria, Squamata, Eublepharidae. The record is from RefSeq and is a predicted model, not a curated record. Bases 70 to 1317 code for a protein of 415 amino acids. Gene Ontology annotation, biological process: L-aspartate biosynthetic process.
CUCUGGUCGUGAAGGUGAAAGUCUCCUCCAGGCAGGAGCGAGAAGCACCAGCCUUGGAAGGGUCCGGCGAUGGCUCCUGGAGCAGGUUCCGUCUUCGCUACCGUCCCUCAGGCCGCGCCAGUCGCCGUCUUUCAGCUCACGGCGGAUUUCCGCGCCGAUGUCGAUCCUCGCAAGGUCAACUUGGGAGUGGGAGCUUACCGCACAGAUGAAGGACAGCCUUGGGUCUUGCCAGUGGUCCGGAAAGUGGAGCAGAUGAUUGCCAAAGACACCAGUUUAAACCAUGAGUAUCUACCAAUCCUGGGCUUGCCAGAGUUCCGUGCCAAUUCCUCCCGAAUUGCCUUAGGAGAGGACAGUCCAGCUAUCCAGGAGAACAGGGUCGGGGGUGUCCAGUCUUUGGGAGGCACAGGGGCACUGCGUAUUGGAGCAGAAUUCCUAAGACGCUGGUACAACGGAACCAACAACACAGCAACCCCUGUCUACAUUUCCUCCCCUUCCUGGGAGAACCAUAACUCUGUCUUCACGGAUGCUGGCUUCAAGGACAUCCGAACCUACCGUUAUUGGGAUGGUUCCAAGAGGGGUCUGGACACCCAGGGAUUUCUGGAAGACUUGGAGAAAGCUCCAGAGUUCUCUAUCUUCAUCCUCCAUGCCUGUGCUCAUAAUCCCACUGGCACAGACCCCACACAGGAACAGUGGAAACAAAUUGCUGCUGUUAUGAAGCGCCGGUUCCUGUUCCCAUUCUUUGACUCCGCCUAUCAAGGUUUUGCCUCUGGUUGUCUGGAUAGAGAUGCCUGGGCUGUGCGCUUUUUUGUUUCUGAGGGCUUCGAACUCUUCUGUGCGCAGUCCUUCUCCAAAAACUUUGGGCUGUACAACGAACGAGUAGGAAACCUGACGGUUGUGGCAAAGGAUGCAGAUAAUGUGCUGCGUACCCUGUCCCAGAUGGAGAAGAUUGUCCGCACAACCUGGUCUAAUCCACCAUCACAGGGGGCUCGCAUUGUGGCUACUACACUCACUUCCCCAGAGCUGUUUGCCGAAUGGAAAGCAAAUGUGAAGACCAUGGCAGAUCGAGUCUUGCUCAUGCGAGCAGAACUGCGGUCUCGUCUUGAGGCCCUGGGCACUCCAGGCACUUGGAACCACAUCACAGAGCAGAUUGGCAUGUUCAGCUUUACGGGGCUCAACUCUAAGCAAGUCCUAUACCUCAUCAAGGAGAAACACAUCUACUUAAUGGCCAGUGGCCGCAUCAACAUGUGUGGAUUGACCACGAAGAACCUGGACUACGUUGCUGGUUCCAUCCAUGAAGCAAUCACCAAGAUCCAGUAAGGCUGCAGCCAAAUGUUACGUGCUUGUGUGUGUGUUUCCUUUGUUUUGCACUAAAAAGAAUUAUCCAAGAGCAGUCACUGGAGGAUGUGAGUCUGAGCAGGAGGUGUGAGAACGGAGUGGAAAAUAGCUGUCACACUGCAGUUCGUUCUUUUGCUGAAACUUACAACCUCCUGAGGCUGCACUUGGAUAAAAAACAAAACCCAAAAACAUCUGGGUAAAAUUGCACACAACUGCAUGUAAUGUCUCGAUUAACUCCAAGAAACAUAAACAACCAAAUCCGUCCACUUUGUAUAGUCUGUUUCCCCCUUUUUAUCACUGGACCACAGCAGAGACUGUGAUACUAUCAGGAAUAAGUCUCCUGGCCUUUGAUUUAUGGGAGUAGGAGACAGACUGUGUGAAGUGCAUGUGAGCCUUCCAUCUGCACAUAAUAUUAAUGGAUAGUAACAACUGUGUGAGCCCAACACACAAUCUCUUCGACCUGUUGUGUCUGUAUUAUGUCCCUUUGCACUUUAUGUAACCAACCCUGCUGCAGUAAAAAGGCAGUGUUUGGGGAAACAGAUACCAAAAUGGUUGUUCUCUGUUACUGGCUGCAUUGACUGUUUCAGGGAGCAAGGCUGGAGCUGGUUUCCAUUUUCCAGACUUGCAUGAUCAAAGAUUGUAACCUUAACUAUACCUUUUCUGUUAGUACAAUAAAACAGUGUCUUCAGUCCUCA